This is a messenger RNA of Sapajus apella (tufted capuchin), 3977 nucleotides long. RefSeq names its product zinc finger CCCH-type containing 18 (gene ZC3H18). Bases 1069 to 3324 code for a protein of 751 amino acids. The record is from RefSeq and is a predicted model, not a curated record. The transcript has 19 exons. NCBI's taxonomy places the organism in Eukaryota, Metazoa, Chordata, Mammalia, Primates, Cebidae. Gene Ontology annotation, molecular function: metal ion binding.
GGGACUCUGUCUCCAAAAAAAAAGGUAACGUGGUGAUCAUCUGUUAUUUAAAAGACCACUGUGCUAAAUGAUGGUUAGUUGGAUAUUCACAAUAUUGUAUUGCCGAGUGAUUGAUGAAUUAUUUGUGUUUGUUUUUUAACUGAAAAGGGGGCCAUAAGCCCAGCACACCAAUAUGUACAGCCCCGGUCCUUGCAGGUGUAGAGGCUGGAUGGCGGGGGUCAGUGUGUGGAUGCAAGUCUGCGUUCUUUGGGUUGCGAGGAUGUCUUGCACCUUUGCUAAGCACCUCUAGUCUGUGUCCAGAUCACUUUUAGUAGCUACACGGUCCUCCCUCCAAUCAUAAGGUGGUGACAGUGUUCUCCUUUCUUGCUUCUGUGAAUGUUGAUGGUUGCAUCUUUGCAGAAACAAGGCUAUAUCUGAUCUAGUGUGUUUACUAUAAAUCCUGGUGCUGGAAAGCUCUUAUCAUCUCAGCUCCUGUGCAUUCACAUCCAAGUGAGGCAGGAGGAUUUGAAUGGAUUUGAACUUUCCAAAUGAGUCUUGUUUUGUUUUCCUAGUGGAAACAAAGAAAGAGUGUGUUCUCUGCUUCGAUUUGAGCUGACGUAGAAUACCACGUUCACAUUUCCUGUAGUGCUCAUUACUGCAAGAGUGGUAAAAAGACACAAGCCAAAGACCAGAAAAGAGAGGCUCCUGUCACUCGGCAUGAAUUCAAUAUGCCUUCUCUGAACAUUUCUUCAUUAUUAUUAUUUUUAUCAUUUAUUUAAAAAGUGAUUUUGCUGGAUUGCUUAAGGGAUAUAAGUCUCAUGAAUCUUUUCUGUUCCUCUUAAAAGACUUUUUGGUAACCAAAUAUCUUUGAGGCAAAAAAUUUAAAUAUUUAAGCUGUAAACUUUUGGGCUAUUAUAAAUCCAGGGUUUGGUUUCAGCAUUUUUUCAUUCAGCAAAUAAUGAUGGACUGUUGACUGUGAGCCAGACGCUGCCUGGACCCAGCACCUUGGUGGAUGAUGAUCUGGAAGAAGGUGAAGUGAAGGACCCCAGUGACAGGAAGGUGAGGCCCCGUCCCACCUGCCGGUUCUUCAUGAAAGAUGAUGUGACUCCAUUGUCCACUCUUCCACCAAUAUCCAAUUCCAUACCAUUCAGAGGCCAGGUUAAAGGGAACUGUACCUGGGGAAUGAAUUGUAGGUUUAUACACCCUGGAGUGAACGACAAGGGGAACUACUCCCUAAUCACCAAAGCCGACCCCUUCCCGCCCAACGGUGCCCCGCCUCUCGGACCUCACCCGCUGAUGCCCGCCAACCCUUGGGGUGGGCCAGUAGUUGAUGAAAUUUUGCCUCCACCCCCUCCAGAGCCCCCAACAGAGAGUGCCUGGGAACGAGGACUCCGGCAUGCAAAGGAGGUUUUAAAAAAAGCAACUAUCCGAAAAGAACAGGAGCCUGAUUUUGAAGAGAAAAGGUUUACGGUGACCAUUGGCGAAGACGAACGGGAAUUUGACAAAGAAAAUGAAGUUUUUCGAGAUUGGAAUUCUCGGCUCCCGAGAGAUGUCAGAGACACAGUACUGGAGCCUUAUGCGGACCCUUAUUACGACUAUGACAUUGAGCGGUUCUGGCGUGGCGGCCAGUAUGAGAACUUCAGGGUGCAGUAUACAGAAACAGAGCCGUAUCAUAAUUACCGAGAAAGGGAGCGAGAGCGAGAGAGAGAGAACAGACAGCGUGAACGUGAGCGGGAGCGGGAGCGGGACCGCGAGCGGGAGCGCCGGCAGAGGGAACGCGAGCGUGAGCGGGAGCGCGAGCGCGACAAGGAGCGGCAGCGGAGGAAGGAGGAGUGGGAGCGCGAGCGCGCCAAGCGGGAUGAGAAGGACCGGCAGCACCGAGGCGACCGCGACCGGGAGAAGGAGCGGGAGAAGGAAAAGGGGAAGCCCAAGCCCCGCUCCCCGCAGCCACCAAGCCGCCAAGCUGAGCCACCAAAGAAGGAGGCCACCACUACGGGGCCACAGGUGAAGCGAGCAGAUGAGUGGAAGGACCCUUGGCGCCGAUCCAAGUCUCCCAAGAAGAAACUCGGGGUGUCGGUCUCCCCAAGCCGGGCUCGAAGGCGUCGGAAAACGUCAGCCUCAUCAGCCUCUGCCUCCAAUUCCUCCAGGUCAUCUUCUCGGUCAUCGUCCUACUCUGGCUCCGGCUCAUCCCCGUCGCGAUCCCGGUCUUCAUCCUACAGCUCCUACUCCAGCCGCUCUUCCAGACACAGCUCGUUCUCAGGAAGCCGGUCCAGGUCCCGGUCCUUCUCUUCAUCCCCGUCCCCGUCCCCAACACCUUCCCCACAUAGACCUUCCAUCAGAACCAAGGGGGAGCCGGCCCCACCGCCUGGGAAAGCAGGAGAGAAGUCAGUGAAGAAGCCAGCCCCGCCUCCAGCCCCACCACAGGCCACCAAAACCACUGCUCCUGUCCCCGAGCCCACCAAACCAGGAGACCCCCGGGAAGCCAGGAGGAAGGAGCGGCAAGCCAGAACCCCCCCGAGGAGGCGGACGAUCAGCGGCAGUGGCAGCGGCAGCGGCAGCAGCUACAGUGGCUCCAGCUCCCGAUCCAGGUCCCUGAGCGUAAGCAGUGUCUCCUCAGUGUCCAGCGCCACGUCCAGCAGCAGCUCUGCACACAGUGUGGACUCGGAGGACAUGUACGCAGACCUGGCCAGCCCUGUGUCCUCAGCCAGCUCUCGGUCCCCGGCCCCAGCCCAGACCAGGAAGGAGAAAGGAAAAUCUAAGAAAGAAGACGGUGUUAAAGAGGAAAAGCGGAAAAGGGACUCAUCCACACAACCACCCAAAUCUGCAAAACCUCCAGCAGGGGGGAAGUCCUCCCAGCAGCCGUCGACGCCCCAGCAGGCCCCCUCUGGGCAGCCCCAGCAGGGCACAUUUGUUGCCCACAAGGAGAUCAAGUUGACACUGUUGAAUAAGGCGGCUGAUAAAGGAAGCAGGAAGCGCUAUGAACCGUCAGACAAGGACCGGCAGAGCCCUCCUCCAGCCAAGCGGGCCAACACAUCCCCAGACCGAGGUUCUCGGGACCGGAAGUCAGGUGGGAGACUGGGCUCCCCGAAGCCAGAGCGGCAGAGAGGCCAGAACUCCAAAGCUCCUGCAGCCCCAUCUGACAGGAAGCGCCAGCUGUCACCCCAGUCUAAGAGUUCCAGCAAGGUCACCAGCGUGCCUGGCAAAGCCUCGGAUCCCAGCGCCGCCGCCAGCACCAAAUCAGGGAAGGCCAGCACACUGUCCCGGCGGGAGGAGCUGCUGAAGCAGCUGAAAGCCGUGGAGGACGCUAUUGCGCGCAAGCGGGCCAAGAUCCCCGGGAAAGCAUAGGCCGCGCCCCGACCGGACUGGACGUGUUUUUAUACAUAGGGUAAGCGCAGCCAUUUUGGAUUUUGCAGUUAAUGUCUUAUUUUGGCUGUGAUUCUUUUUAAAAAGUAAAAAAGAAAAAAAAGUUUCUCAGCUGGAAAAGAAGCCACAGAGGAAAUGAUGCCGCUGAAUCCCAGCCUCCCUCCUCAGAGCAGAAGUCCCGCCGGACAGACAGACACCCACAGCGCCAGUGACCAGCACGGUUCUCAUGUAAAUUACAAGCCCCAGCCGCCAGCCCCGCCGUCUCUUCUUCCUCCACCGUCUUCUUCCCUGGCCCCAGUCAGGCCCGAGGAGCCCCCACUCUGGGUCCCUGGCUCCGGGUCCAGGCAGCCAGGCCUCCUCCUGAGCCGAGAAACCGAACACCUCGUGAACCACUGGUGGCACCUCCUCCUCCUCACCCGCCCCCGGAUCAAAAAUAUAUAUAUAUUCUCGACUAAAGUCUGAUCAGGAAAUACUUCCUGUCUUUUAUUUUAAGCAUCAAAUUGUUUUAGUUGAUUUAAAAAGGAAAAAAUACAGAAAAGACCAAAAAAAGACCAAGGGUAUUGUUGGGGCAUCUGUCUAAUGUGGAGGGUCUUUUUUUGAGGGGUCUCCUAAAAUAAAAUAUUUUGAUAAGCAGC